Messenger RNA from Rhizophagus irregularis DAOM 181602=DAOM 197198, 1134 nucleotides. Lineage: Eukaryota; Fungi; Glomeromycota; Glomeromycetes; Glomerales; Glomeraceae. The record is from RefSeq and is a predicted model, not a curated record.
AGGCUACAAGACAACUUCCCGUUUCUUUCACAGCUUUAAAUGCUUAAAAUUUCCGGAGACUGUCGCCAGUAAUUGUUGAUGUCUAGGUAAGGUAAAAAGUAUUUUUAUUACUGAAAAGUUGAAGUAUCAGCACCGAUUCUUUUGGAUAUUUCUAUUUCAACCUUUAUUGCCUUAUUGUUCUAAGAUAUUGAAAGCAAACAUUUAAAUAUGGAACAAAAUUCUAAGAUGCCUACAAGAGCGGGCUCUUCUUUAAAAACGUCACAAUCAAUACCUUCACAAUCAACUGCUACGGUUCAAACUCAUGAUCAAGGCUUAAUUCAGAAACGUUUUGUAUUCAAUGAACCGCUCAAAUUUUAUAAAACAAAAGACAUGAGAGAACAUGAAGAAAAGUCAAAAAUGGCCGUAAAAACAUUCUGGGAAAAUUUAAACAACAGGCCUCAAAAAAAAUAUUCCAAUUCGAAAGUCUCUAGUCGAUCGUCACCUUCUGUUUUACCUGCAGGGACAACAUCUACAGAAUCGAAUUUACAAUCAGCUGUUAUAAAAACUAUUGUUCAGCCUUUAGCCUCUGAUCGACCGACAGUACCGCUAAACUCUACUCGAUACAUAGAUACAGCAUUUGCAAAAUCGGCGACUUCAAAAUCAACUUCUUUUCAAUCAGCAAAGACAACCACUACGCAAAAAUUAGCGCAUAACAAUAAAAACAAGCCUACCAAAGUUCUAGAAGACUUGAGUUAUGCGACAGCCGAUGUUCAAUAUAAAGAACCACUUAAAUUUUAUAAAACAAAAGAUAUGAGAGAGCAUAAAGAAAAAUCAAAUCAGGUAAAGAAAUACCUGUUCGGUCAACGGAACAAGUAAAUAGAGCUUCAAUGUUCGGAAAUGAUAAAGCGAUCGACCAUAGCAAUAAGGAAUCUUCAUCAAAACCUACAAGCAAAGCACUAAUACAUGUGAAUGAAAAUAGAGUAACAUCAGUUAAAUUUACAGAAUCGUAUGCAUCAAGUAGCGGUUCAACUGUGCAAAGGCCGAUGGAAAUAUCCUUACUCGAUACGGACCAUCAAUUGGCAAAAGUUUCCAAUAAGCGUAAACAUUCUGGAGAUGGAGAAAUCGGCAACAAUAAAUUAAUUAAGAUUGCUAUUC